Messenger RNA from Manduca sexta (tobacco hornworm), 536 nucleotides. RefSeq lists its product as uncharacterized. The transcript is spliced from 3 exons. The record is from RefSeq and is a predicted model, not a curated record. Lineage: Eukaryota; Metazoa; Arthropoda; Insecta; Lepidoptera; Sphingidae. Bases 23 to 448 code for a protein of 141 amino acids. Gene Ontology annotation, biological process: sleep; positive regulation of voltage-gated potassium channel activity; regulation of synaptic transmission, cholinergic.
GCCGCCCAAGUUCACAUUUAACAUGAGUUCAUUGUUAACUUAUAUUCUAGUGGUUAUCUCAGUUUUGUGCACUAUCACUUGUGUGCAUUCAAUAAUGUGUUAUGACUGCAACAGCGCGUACGACCCGCGUUGUGGGGAAAAUUUUGACUCGUUCAGUCUGGGAGUCGUGAACUGCUCGUUAAAGGACCCCCCAGAGCACAUCCCACCAGUGGAGCCCACUAUAUGCAGGUCAAUUAAGAUGGAAUUUAACAACAAAGUCCGCGUAGUCCGUCAGUGUGGGUAUCUGACCGACGAAUGGGCAAACGAGACAUCAUGUCGUCGACUCGUUGGCGUCGGAGAAGUCUUCGUAACCUACUGCUCGUGCGACACCGACCUUUGUAACGGAGCCUCACACAACCAACAGAUGGCGCUGAUCGGCAUACUAUUACUAGCCGCGGCUACCUUUUAACUUUGUUAAAUAAAUUGUUUAUUUGAGUGUUUAUAUCUUCUAUAGUUAAUCAUAUAUGUCGGAAUAAUUAUUAAAAAAAAAAAACAGA